Messenger RNA from Mesorhabditis spiculigera, 4308 nucleotides. The record is from the annotation of a GenBank genome assembly. Lineage: Eukaryota; Metazoa; Nematoda; Chromadorea; Rhabditida; Rhabditidae.
AUGGUAAUCGACCCGGCCACCUCUCGAUUAUACGUCGGCGGCGUCAACCAUUUAUACGACCUGACCUCCGAGACGUUAUCCGUUCGGAUACACGCCCAAACCGGGCCGGAAGAUGAUGCUGAGGAGUGUCGUGGAGGCAAAAACGAUGAAUGCAAAGUCCCGAAACGACCCUACAAUUCCUACACGAAAGCGAUGGCCGUCUACGACAAAUCGAGCAAGUUGAUCGAGUGCACCUCCUUGUUUCAAGGCCGUUGUCGACUGCGAAAUCUGCACAACAUCAGCGAGACCCCCGUCGUUUCCGAGACUCCGGUUAUUGCCAAUGACGAGCCGAGCAGCGCUGUGGUCUUCGUCGGGGGCGGCCCGGUAGAAGAUCGUCACGUCCUGUACGUCGCCUCCACCUUCGUCCAAAACGACAAGGCAACAACCAAGCUUUAUGAGGGCCACAUCGAGAGCAAGCUGGUCAGGGUGUGCAAGGGCGAUCCGAACUACAACUCGUACACUGAGGUCUCUCUAACGUGUAAGAACAAGAAUAUGGACUAUAACCUGCUGACCGACGUCUAUCUGUCGAAGGCUGGCUACGAUUUGGCAAAGGAGCUUGAUAUUCGGGAGAACGACGCUGUACUCUACGGUGUCUUCCAGCUCGGCGAUCCCACUUCUAGCAAGAAGGAGGUUCCCACAGCCGAAUCCGCGCUGUGUAUUUACUCCAUGCGUGACGUUGAGGAAAUGUUCCGAGAAAACAUCAUGACUUGCUAUCAGGGAGCCGGAAACAAGGGCCUCGAAUGGCUUAACAUCCGCCAAGAAUGCGUGUCCACGAAACUGCGAUGGGAACAACUGAAAUGUGGCAGUGACGUGAACAAGCUGAUCGGAGGUGCCAAGGCGAUUGAGUCGAAGCCCGUGCUGGAGAUGGGCGGAAGAUUCACCGCUGUCGCCGCCAACACAACCCACAGUACGACGAUCGUUUUCAUCGGAACCGAUGAUGGGCGGAUUUUAAAGACGUCCAUCCAGUACCGGAACUCGACGUUCGUCUACGAGGAGCUGCACGUAUCGCCGAAUGAACCGAUUCUGCAGGACAUGGAAUUUUCGGAGACCGGCAAAUACGUCUACGUCUUGACGCCAAGAAAGGUAACCCGCAUCCCAACAUCCGAAUGCGGCUCCCUGGCUACGAGCUGCAGCGCUUGCGUAGGGAGGAAAGAUCCGUACUGCGGGUGGUGUGACGUACUCAAUCAAUGCACCGACGCGUCGGAAUGCCAUCGAGAUAUCCCGAAAAUGAAGGGCUGGCUCGACUAUCAGAACGAUUUGUGUCCCACCAUCGACCGCGUCGUCCCCUCCCAAAUCCAAGUGACCACCUCCGACUACGUGAACGUCACCAUCCAAAAUGUCGGCGAGGCCAAGGGAAAGCUGCGAUGCCAGUUUCGGUUUACAUCUCCAUACGACCAGGUUGUCGACGUCGAGCCGCCAAAACAUCACGGAGGCUCGGAUGGUACGAUACGCUGCGCAACACCCUCGCUGAACCGAAUCCCAUCCAUUCCGGCCAAUCAAUCGUACCUCGUCGCUGCUCUGGCAAUUACGCCAGAAGGACGUACGGCUCCUAUUGCCACCACCAACUUUACCUUCUACGAUUGUGGGAAGUACAAGAGCUGCUCGGAGUGUACUAGGAGCCAAUUCCCAUGCGACUGGUGCCUCGAGUCGAACGAGUGUGUCGACGGGAAGCUGACGGAGGACAAAUGCCGACAACAAAAUUUCAUCAAUGGAAUCGCGCGAAAAGGCCAAUCCUCCCGCCAGGGCCCCAACCACUGCCCCUACAUCAAGGCCCCGCACGGCAAGAUGUUUGUCGGAGUUGGGGAGAAGCGGAACGUCUCCGUGAAGGUGGCCAACCUCGACCCGUCCGUCAUGCACAAGUUCCGAUGCUCAUUCCGCAUCGGGCAGCAGCUCCACGAGAAACAGGCCGCACUUGUUGAUGAUGACACCAUUGUCUGCGAUGAGAUGCGCUUCAAUCAGCCCGAGCUGAAGAUGAUCAGCGGCACCGCCCCGGUGGACUUUCAAGUGAAUUGGUCAUCUCCGACGUCGGACGUGACGCACUCGUUUGAUAACGUCAAUGGAACGGCUGUUGAGGUAUAUCGCUGCGAGGAGUUGGCUUCGAACUGCGGGCUCUGCUUGUCCCUCGACCCCACCAAGUUCGACUGCGGCUGGUGCGAGAAGGAUGCAAAAUGCGUCCGCCCUCGCGCUUGUCGUUGGCGAAGCCCUAGUGACUGGCUGAACUCGACGCAGCUUUGCCCUCACCCCAUGAUCAUUUCCUUCGACCCGAAGAAAGGCCCCGCCCACGGCAAUACCAAGAUCCGCGUCACCGGCGUGAAUCUCGGGCGUUCAGCUGCUGAUCUUCGUGGAGCUGUCCUGGUCGCGAACGUCCCCUGCACCGUCCAAACAGCAGACUUCAUCUCGCCAUCCGAGUUCUACUGCACGACGAAAAAUGCCCCAGGCGUCGGCUAUAAGGGCCCGAUGAUCCUGAAACUUCAAGAUUCCCCCAUCUACUCUGUGGUCACCACCGAGCAGUUCAGCUACGUCGAGCCAAAGAUCUUGGGCGUGGACCCGGUGGAGGGGCCUACUUCGGGCGGCACCGACCUCGUGCUCACCGGCGAGAACCUCGACUCUGGCUCCGAGAUGGCGAUCAAAAUCGGCGGGUCCGCGUGUAAGAUGGACAACAUCGAGAUGAAGGUGGCCACCGAAUGCAAGGAGGCUUUUGCCGAGCUGCAGACGUCGCUGAACGCGUACUCCGCAGAGUUGCCGUUGGGCUCGUCGAUGGUGCCUUUCUUGGAGUACAAAGAAUAUGCGGCCAGGGUGCUAUUCCCGAACCUGCACAAGCACCCCGUACUCCGCGAACUUGAGGUGGACAGCACGAGGGCGGCCGCGGUGGAGAAUUCGCUGCGGGAGUUCCACAAGCUCAUCCUCAACAAGACGUUCCUCACCACCUGGGUCCGUGUCAUGGAGUCGAACAAGUACUUCCUUGGGAAAGAUCGUGUCUACGUCGGCUCCCUUCUGAUGGUCGUGCUCCAAGAGAAGAUGCCCUACUGCACAGAAAUCCUGAAGCAUCUCCUCAAAGAACUCAUCGAGCGGACCGUCGAGAAGAAGGUGCUGGAUUGUGAUACGGUCACGCAGGUGAAAGAAAAGUGCCUGGAAGCGAAAUUCCGCGCCAUCCCCUACUCGGAACGACCGAAGGCGGACGAUCUGGAUCUCGAAUGGCGAACAGGGUUGAAUGGACGGUUACUGCUCCAAGAUGUCGACAGCACAAGCAGGGUUGAGCCAUCCGGAUGGAAGAAGAUGAACACACUACUUCACUACCAAGUCCCCAACAACGCCGUCAUGGGGUUGAUGGCCAGGCAGAAUAGCUUGUACAAUUUGUCCCUCCUCUCCGAACGAAGCGAAAAAUCGACAAUGUCGAUCAAGAACUCCCCGACGCUUUCCCGGCCAUUUGGAACGUCUUCUUCGUCAUAUUCACGAGAGCACGAUACCCACAACAAGCUCUACCAUCUUGUGAAAACGCCCGAACACGGCCCGAAUGACUCGAAUGAGAAGAUGGUGUCCGAGAUUUACCUUACGAGACUUCUGAUGAUGAAGGGUACGCUCCAAAAGUUCAUCAACGACCUGCUGGAGGCGAUCUUUUCAACCGGAGGAAAUGCUGGUGGUCUACCGUACUGCAUCAAGUACAUGUUCGACUUUAUGGACGAUCAGGCCCAAGAAAACGGGAUUACGGAUCCGGAAGUGGUGCACGCGUGGAAGAGCAACGCAUUACCUCUUCGAUUCUGGGUGAAUUUGAUCAAGAACCCGCAUUUCUUGUUCGACAUCCCAAAACCUACCAAGGUGGAAGGCUGCCUCUCCGUCGUUGCCCAAACCCUAAUGGACGCCUGCUCGACCCAAGAUCACCAACUAACCAAAGACAGCCCCUCCAGCAAGCUCCUCUUCGCCAAGGACAUCUACCAGUAUAGGGAUCUCGUUGAUACAUACUACACUGACAUCCAGCGAAUGGGCCCGAUCCCUGAUGCCGAAAUGCAAGAUAUCCUUGCUGAGGAGAGCCGCCAGCACAAGGGUCAAUUCCACGUGUUCUCGGCCCUGAACGAACUGUACAAAUAUCUCGACCAAUAUCGUGACGGGUUGAUCGAGGCACUCGAACAUAGUGAAGCUGCUCAGGCUGCAAGGUUGCCGGCACGGUUACAGGACAUGCUGGCGAUGAUGGAGUCUCAGCACGUGCCCGACUACGACGGCUCAACCCUUGGCCAUCAGUACAACUCGGCCAGUCGAUUGAUGGGACGCCAU